AUGUGGCCCCCCCGCCCCCCGCCCCCUCCCCGCCCCGCGAUGUCGGAGGAAACCCGACAGAGCAAACUGGCCGCGGCCAAGAAAAAGCUCAGAGAGUAUCAGCAGAAGAACAGCCCUGGUGGUCCCGCAGGAGGAAAGAAGAAGAAGAAACUGAAAAAUGGCAGCAGCCCCGAGACAGCCACUUCUGGGGGCUGUCACUCAACCGAGGAUAUUCAGGACAUUCUGAAGGUGCUGGUGUCCGACCUUAACCGUUCCAAUGGGGUAGCGCUGCCCCCAUUGGACAAGUGGAAGGCGCCCAACGACUGUGCGGCUCCUGCAGCGCCCUCUGCUGAUGCCACCGUGUUACCUGGCGGUGUAGCGUCCCCUGGCGCUAGUCUAACCAGCACGGCGCCGACUCAGAACCAUGCUGCUGACCAUGGCCCUGCCCUCACAGAUGAGACCAAGACUUUGUCCUCCACGGAGAGCCUGCGCCAGCUUUCUCAGCAGCUCAAUGGUCUUGUGUCCGAGUCCACAUCCUACCUCAACGGAGAGGGCCUCACAGCUUCUAACAUGAAGGAUCUGGAGAGCCGGUACCAAGAGCUGGCAGUAGCCCUGGACUCCAGCUAUCUAACAAACAAACAGCUCAGUAACACCAUAGAGGAACUGAAACAACAGAACCAAGAAACUCUGGAUCAAGUGGAAAAAGAGAAGAAAGAAUGUCAGCAGAAGUUGGCCAAGGAGCAGGGGGCUUUAAGAGAACAACUGCAGGUUCACAUUCAAACCAUUGGGAUUCUUGUGUCUGAGAAGGCGGAUUUACAGUCAGCCCUGGCUCACACCCAACAGGCAGCCAGGCAGAAAGCAGGAGAGUCUGAGGACCUUGCUAACCGCCUGCAGACGACCCGCCAGCGCGUCGGAGAGCUGGAGCGGACGCUGUCUGCCGUCUCCACGCAGCAGAAGCAGGUGGACAGGCACAACAAGGAGUUGACCCAAGAGCGAGAUGCUCUCAAACUGGAGUUAUACAAGAACAACAGAAACAAUGAGGACCUGAAGCAGCAGAACUCUGAGCUCGAAGAGAGGCUUCGAGUCCUCGAGACAGAGAAGAAGGCCCUGCAGCUGGGCACGGAGGAGCUGCAGAAGAAGCUGGAGAUGUCUGAGCUGCUGCUGCAGCAAUUCUCUAGCGAGUCUGGCGUCUCUGACAGUAGGCAGCAGCUUCAGCAGGCCAUGGAGGAGCGGGCCCAGCUGGAGAAACACGUGCAACAGCUGCUGGAGACACAGACACAACUGCGGAUGGACAGGGACCGGUACGCAGGGGGCCUGGAGGAAGAGCGUGCCCUGUGGCAGGAGAAGAUGCAGCAGAUGUCUGCCCAGCUGUGCACACUGAGGGAGGAGAAGGAGCGCGGCCUGAGUCAGGUGCAGGAGCUGGAGACCACCUUGGCCGAGCUCCAGAGCCAGAGGGCUGAGCCUCCCGCCCCGGAGUCCCCAGCGCCCCCCGCGGGGCCGUCAGAGGCGGAACAGCAGCUGCAGGCGCAGGCUGAGCAGCUGCAGAAGCAGCUGGAGAGCCUGGCGGGACAGCUGCAGGCCCAGGUGCAGGACAACGCAGCCCUGAGUCGCCUGAACCAGCAGCAGGAACAGCGGCUGCUGCAGCUGGAGCGCGAGGCGGAGCUGUGGGGCAACCAGGCCGAGGAGCGCAAGCAGAUCCUGGAGAGCAUGCAGAGCGACCGCGUGACCAUCAGCCGCGCGCUCCUGCAGAACCGGGAGCUCAAGGAGCAGCUGGCCGAGCUGCAGGAUGGCUUCGUGAGACUGAGCAAUGACAACAUGGAGCUCACCAGCUCGCUGCAGGCCGAGCAGCACGUCAAGAACGAGCUGGCCAAGAAGCUCGGCCAGCUGCAGGAGAAGCUGGGGGAGCUGAAGGAAACGAUGGAGCUGAAGAGCCAGGAGGCUCAGAGUCUGCAGCAGCAGCGCGACCAGUACCUGGGCCACCUGCAGCAGUACGUGGCCGCCUACCAGCAGCACGCGGCUGCCUACCAGCAGCUGAGCUCCGAGAAGGAGGCGCUGCACAAGCAGAUUCUGCUGCAGACGCAGCUCAUGGACCGGCUGCAGCAUGAGGAGGUGCAGGGCAAGGUGGCGGUCCAGGUGGCUCGCCAGGAGCUGCAGGAGACCCAGGAGCGCCUGGAAGCUGCCGCCCAGCAAAACCAGCAGCUGCAAGCUCAGCUGAGCCUCCUGGGCCUCCCUGGAGAGGGAGAUGGGGAGGAGGAGGAGGAGGAGGAGGAAACUCCCCAGGCCAAAGUGCCCGUCCCGGAAGACCUGGAGAGCCGAGAGGCCGUGGUGAUGUUCUUUACGUCGGCUCUCACCCGAGCCGAGGAAGAGCGGGCCCGGCUCCGCGGGCAGCUGAGGGAGCAGAAGGCUCGCUGCCGGCGCCUGGCUCUCCUUGCCGUGCCAUCGCAGGGGGAGCCCGAGGGGCCCUCAGCCGCUGGGACUGGGGGUGACUCUGUGUCUGGGGAGACGCACCAGGCCCUCCAGGGGGCCAUGGAGAAGCUGCAGACCCGCUUUCUGGAGGUGAUGGCGGAGAAGGCGGAGCUCCGAGAGCGGGUAGAGGAGCUAGAACAUCGCUGCAUCCAGCUCUCUGGAGAGACGGACACCAUCGGGGAGUACAUUGCCCUCUACCAGAACCAGAGGGCAGUGCUGAAGGAGCGGCACCGGGAGAAGGAGGAGUACAUCAGCCGGCUGGCCCAGGACAAGGAGGACAUGAAGAUCAAACUCCUGGAGCUGCAGGAGCUGGUGCUGCAGCUCGUGGGCGAGCGCAGCGAGUGGCAGGGCCGAGUCCUGGCUGCCGCCCCAGACCGCGCUGACCAUCCCGCGCCUGGGGCCCCAGCCCUCCAGGACGCUGCUGACCCGCAGGCUGAUCUUGGCGAGGUGAGCCUCGCUGACACCGUGGAGCCUGCGCGAGGAGAGGCUGGGGAGGGCGCGUCCACCCAGAACCCUACUGCGCAGCAGAUCAUGAAGCUGCUGCGGGAGAUCCAGCACCCCCAGGAGCGCCCGGGCUUGGGCACCAACCCCUGCAUCCCCUUCUUCUACCGGGCUGACGAGCAUGACGAAGUGAAGAUCCUGAUCGUCUAACCCCGGAUGCCCUCAGCCCGGAGAGCCCCGCCCAGUCCUUGCCACUCCCCCUGCAAGCCACCCUGUCCCCUGCCGCGCCAUCCCAGCUCCCUUCCCUCCUAGAUAGAACCCCUGAUGGGGAGAGAAAGGCCUCUUUAGGCUGCCUCUCUGGAGGACCCUCGGGGGCUCCUGGGGCCUCCUCAUUUCCAGCUCCAUCCUCAGAGGCUGUGACCAACGUAGGCAGCGUUUGUGUGGCCCCCAGAACAGCCCAGACCAGGGGGUGCUCCUCUCCUUGGGCAGUCAGCCAGGCAGUUUUCAUCGCCCCUCUUGGGCCUACUGUCGGCCUGGCAAGAGCAUAAUCUGGCCGGUACAUCACGUGGGGCCUCAGCAGGCACGGACACGAGCAGGCAAGAGCCAUGACCUGGCAGGGACAUCUCCAGUGCAGGCCAGCGUCAGGCAAGGGUCGUCUCUAAGCCACAGGCUUCCGUGGGCGAGGCCAUCUUCUGGCCGGGGUCAUCUUCAGGCCGGGUCAUCUGUGGGUGAGGGCAUCUGGGCACAAAAGGCCUCUUCAGGCAAUGGUCAUCGCUAGGCAGGGGCAUCUGGGCAAGGGUCACUCUGGGCCAGGGGCAUCAUGGGUGAGCGUCAUCUCUGGGUUUUGUCUCUUACGGCCGGGGGCAUCUAGGCAAGGAUCAUUUUGGGCCAGGGCAUCUUUGGGCAAGGGCAUCUGGGUGAGGGUCGUCACUGGACAAGGGUCACUUCCGGGCCAGGGAUAUCUAAGGGUCAUCUCUAGGUGGGGCGUCUGGGCGAGGAGGGCAUAUUUGGGCGAGGGUCAUCAUUGUCGAGGGCAUCUUCGAUGGGGGCAUCUUCAGGCCCAGGGAGUUUGGCAAUAGCAUCUGGACAAGGGCAUGUUCGGGCGGGGGCAGGCUGGGUGAGGUUCACGUCAGACCAGGGGGCAUCAUGGGCGAGGGCAACUGGGUGAGGGUCAUCUCUGGGCAGGGGCCUCGCUGGUCAAAGGUCACUUCUGGGCCAGGGGCAUCUUGGGCAAGGUCAUUUUCAGGCAAGUGCAUCUGGGCGAGGAGGGCAUCUGGGUGAGGGUCAUCUCUGUGCUGGGGCACCUGGGCAAGGGUCACUUCUGGGCCAGGAGCAUCAUGGGUCAUGGUCACUCUGGGCCUGGGGCUUCUUCAGGUGAGGUCAUUUUCAGGCACAGGCAUCUGGGUGAGGCAUCUUGGGCAAUGGUCACUUCUGGACCAGGGGCAUCAUGGGUAAGGGUAUUUGGCGAAAAGGGCAUCAUCGGGUGAGGGUCAUCUCUGGGCAGGGGUAUCUGGUCAAGGGUCAUUUUGGGCAGGGCUCACUUACAGGCCAGGGCAUCUCUGGGUGAGGAUCUUCCUCAGGCGAGGGUCAUCUCUGGGCAAGGGCUGUCCCUUAUCAGGGAGGCUGCAGGCCACGAAUCUCUGGGUGGCCUGGGCAAGCUGAGGCUACCUGGAGGCCCGGUCCUUAGCACAGGUGGCGCUCACCGUAGGCAAGGCGUGGGCCAGCUCUUCACUCCGUGCCUGUGCCCCAGGCAGGCCAGCUGGGAGGCAUGGUCGACAGCCCUUAGAGGGUCGGCUGGGGCAGUGAUGCAGGGGCGCCUGUCCUCUCUCUAAGAGGCAUCCAGCAGGCAGGGCCGAGGCAGGCGGGGCAGCAGCGGGGACUCCCCUUUCUUCAGAGGCACUUUGGGGCAGGGCAGUAGGCAGCAUUCUGUCAGGCCCUGUGACAGCCGGGGCUAACUGGAGGCCUGAUGAGGGGAUGAGGCUGCCUCCAGGGGGCCUCCCCACCCCGCCCCCAUGUACAUAUUGUACUUGUGUACAUUUUGUAUAUUCUGGGGGUAGGGCCGCCCCCUGUAUCAUAGCUGAGGCUGGAGCUCACAAAUGAGGAGGAGGGCUUAAUGCUUCUUUGGGGCUGGGAAACUUAUUUAUUGAUAGUCUAUGUAUGGCACAGGAAAGAGGCGGAGACAGGGUUGUGGCACCCUGGUGAUGUGGCUCCUGUUACUCUUUUUAUCUUGAAAUAAACAGAUUUAGCCACACCGCUUGGCCCCGUGU
Messenger RNA from Lepus europaeus (European hare), 5153 nucleotides. RefSeq names its product golgin subfamily A member 2-like. The record is from RefSeq and is a predicted model, not a curated record. The transcript is spliced from 27 exons. Lineage: Eukaryota; Metazoa; Chordata; Mammalia; Lagomorpha; Leporidae. Gene Ontology annotation, cellular component: cis-Golgi network; Golgi cis cisterna; Golgi cisterna membrane. Gene Ontology annotation, molecular function: protein binding. Gene Ontology annotation, biological process: spindle assembly; Golgi organization. Bases 1 to 3096 code for a protein of 1031 amino acids.